This is a messenger RNA of Poecilia latipinna (sailfin molly), 1697 nucleotides long. Its product is annotated as septin-4-like. NCBI's taxonomy places the organism in Eukaryota, Metazoa, Chordata, Actinopteri, Cyprinodontiformes, Poeciliidae. The record is from RefSeq and is a predicted model, not a curated record. Bases 23 to 1582 code for a protein of 519 amino acids. Gene Ontology annotation, molecular function: GTP binding. The transcript is spliced from 12 exons.
GCGCUCUACAGCGGGGCGCCGCAUGUCGCCUACUAAUGCCGAUCUGGGGUCAGUUUGGACUCAGGUCACACCAUGGAGCACAUGUCCUCUCCGGUCAGAUUCCGCAGCAGUAAAAAAGUUGUCCAGUCUGUCCAUCGAAGACCAGGCAGACAUACAGUUCCCCUACGCCAUGAGGGAUCUACCUCCUGUGUCUCAUUCAGAUGAACAGUCACAGAAUCAAGACCGCUUGGAUGCAGAAGAACCUCCGACUGCAGCCAACGGGAGGCUGCCCGGUUAUCCAGGAACGCCCCCUCCAUCCCGUCCAGUUCGCCCUGCCGGUUCUCCGACCGUCCCGCCCCGGCCCAGUCACGCAGGACGGGACUGGUCACAGAUUCUCCCGUUGAAGAGGCAGCUUGUCUCCCAGGUUUCUCUGGACUCUCCUCUGAGCCCGGCCUCGCGGCCGCGCAGCCCCUGGGGACAUUUUGACCCUUACGACUCUCCAGAGGAUCAGGACAAAGAGUACGUGGGUUUUGCUACGUUGCCCAACCAGGUUCACAGAAAGACGGUGAAGAAAGGAUUCACCUUUACGCUGAUGGUGGCAGGAGAGACUGGACUCGGCAAAUCCACACUAAUAAACAGUUUGUUCCUCACUGACCUCUACAGAGACAGAAAAGUUCCCAAUGCUGAGGAGCGGAUCGGUCAAACGGUCGACAUCAUCAAGCACACCAUCGGCAUCGAGGAGAAAGGGAUCAAACUGAGGCUCUCCAUCAUAGACACGCCAGGCUUCGGAGAUGCCGUCAACAACACAGCGAGCUGGAAGCACGUAGAAGACUACAUUGACCAGCAGUUUGAGCAGUAUUUCAGAGAUGAGAGUGGGCUGAACAGGAAGAACAUUCAGGACAACAGAGUCCACUGCCUGCUCUACUUCAUCUCUCCAUUUGGCCACGGUUUAAGGCCCAUCGAUGUGGAGUGCAUGAAGGCUUUGCAUGAAAAAGUCAACAUUAUUCCUCUACUGGCCAAAGCCGAUAGCCUGACACAAGCAGAAGUCUACAGCAAGAAAUUAAAGAUGAGGGAUGAGAUCAAGCAGUUUGGGAUUAACAUCUACCAGUUUCCAGAGUGCGACUCGGAUGAAGACGAAGACUUCAAGAGACAGGAACAGAUCCUCAAGGACAGCAUACCAUUUGCUGUAAUCGGGAGCAACAUACAGGUGGACAGUAAAGGCAGAAAGUUCAGGGGUCGCUCUUAUCCCUGGGGUGUGGUGGAAGUUGAGAACCCGAUCCACUCAGACUUCCUGAUGCUGAGGAACAUGCUGGUGAGGACGCACAUGCAGGACCUGAAAGACGUGACGCGGGAGAUCCACUAUGAAAACUACCGGGCGCAGUGCAUCCAGAAUAUGACCCGCAUGAUGGUGCAGGAGAGGAAACGCAGUUUACGGGAGAAGCAUCGCGAAGGGAGCGAGGUGGACUUUCCUCUUCCACUCGCAGCAGUUGACACCGAGAUGGAGAGACAGAUUUUCGAGAAAGAUGAAGAAUUGAGAAAGAUGCAGGAGGUGCUGGAGAGGAUUCAGGAGCAGAUGCAGCAGAGCCAGACAGGCACCUGCUGAGCAAACAGAGACUAAAUCUUCUGCAAACCACCAUUUCGACAAGUUCAAGUGAGAGCUUUCAAAAAAUGGACCAAAAUGUCUCAGUGGAUCUUCACAGGGAAGGAACAACAACUGU